GAGUGCCACAAAUUACUGAGAUGUUUUGGGAUGAAUGUUGCUUGGAUGUGUAUCAAUGUUAUACUAUGUUUUUGCCUAUUUUCUCACUUUCUGUUUGGAUGGUUUCCUGACGCCCAACUCGCCACGUAGGUGGUUCCACAACACGAAAGUGAGAAAAUUUGUACAGACGAAAGAGAGCAGCAGCAGGGAUGGGUAAGGUUCACGGAUCUCUGGCUCGCGCCGGUAAGGUGAGAGGCCAAACCCCGAAGGUAGCCAAGCAAGACAAGAAGAAGAAGCCUCGCGGCCACGCUCACAAGCGUAUGCAAUACAACCGUCGCUUCGUCACCGCAGUGGUGGGAUUUGGCAAGAAGAGGGGACCCAACUCUUCAGAGAAGUAA
Molecule: messenger RNA, 377 nt
Organism: Tripterygium wilfordii
Lineage: Eukaryota; Viridiplantae; Streptophyta; Magnoliopsida; Celastrales; Celastraceae
Product: 40S ribosomal protein S30-like
Exons: 2
Coding region: 189-377 (62 amino acids)
Biological process (GO): translation
Cellular component (GO): ribosome; cytosolic small ribosomal subunit
Molecular function (GO): structural constituent of ribosome
Source: RefSeq, a predicted model, not a curated record